CUCCAUAUGCGUACGCGUGUGGACCUAAAGCGAGGCUUUGAGGGCGCCGAUUUGACUAGUGGGAAGAGGGUCUUCCAACUGGGAUCGAGCAGCCGAUCCUGAGGCCGCCGCUGUCGUUGAUGUUCCCGAGGGGACCAACCCGUUGACGGGAGCGCCUUAUUCGAAGCAGUACUAUGAUAUUCUCGAGAAGAGGCAGCAACUACCGUGUUGGAGGGAAAAAGUAGACUUCCUCAAAUUGGUGAAGAAAUCACAAGUCACUUUACUGGUGGGAGAGACGGGGUCGGGAAAGACAACGCAAAUGCCGCAGUUCCUGUUGGAGGCUGGCUAUGCUUCUGAUGGAAAAAUGAUUGCAUGUACGCAGCCUCGUCGAGUUGCUGCUAUGAGUGUAGCACAGCGCGUUGCUCAGGAGAUGGAUGUUACACUGGGGGAACAAGUCGGUUUUACUAUCAGGUUUGAGGACCAGACGGGUCCUAAUACAAUGCUGAAGUAUAUGACAGAUGGUAUGCUCCUUCGAGAGGCACAGCUAGAUAACAAGCUCAGUCGCUAUAACGUUAUAAUGCUGGAUGAGGCACAUGAAAGGACUCUGGCCACUGAUGUGCUCUUCGGUCUGCUCAAGGAGAUCCUUCCGAAUCGGCCCGACUUGAAAGUAGUAGUGAUGAGUGCUACCUUGGAAGCAGAGGCAUUCGGCAAGUACUUCUACAACGCUCCGCUGUUGAAGGUCCCUGGCCGAACCUACCCUGUUGAGAUCUUCUAUUCUCCUGAGUCGCAGAAGGACUAUUUCGAGUCCGCUGUGCAAACUGUAGUAUACAUUCAUACGGAGGAGCCGGCUGGCAGUGGUGAUAUACUGUUGUUCCUUACAGGAGAGGAGGAAAUCGAGAACGCCUGUAAGCAGCUUCGCACAGCGUCUAUGCGCACCAUGCGAGAGCAUGGUGAACUCCUAGUAGUCCCCCUAUACUCAAGUCUACCUCCACGACAACAACAAAAGAUAUUCGAAGAUGCGCCUCCACCGAGAUACGAAGGAGGCCCGGCUGGUCGGAAGGUGGUUGUUGCCACUAAUGUGGCGGAAACAUCUAUAACGAUCGAUGGUAUUGUGUAUGUUGUUGACCCUGGGUUCUCGAAACAGAAAGUGUUUAACCCCCGCACAAGGAUGGAGUCGUUGUUGGUGUCACCGAUUUCUCAAGCGUCAGCGCAGCAGAGGGCGGGUCGAGCUGGUCGUACACGCCCUGGCAAAUGCUUCCGUCUUUAUACGGAAAAUGCUUAUGGUGACUUGCAGCCAUCGACCUUCCCAGAGAUCCUUAGAUCGAAUCUAUCAUCCGUCGUUUUGACGUUGAAGAAGCUUGGGAUAGACGAUCUCGUCCAUUUCGACUUCAUGGACCCUCCUGCUCCCGAGACCAUGAUGAGAGCUUUGGAGACGCUCGUGUAUCUAGGCGCCCUCGAUGAGGAGGGCGACCUCACUGAGUUCGGCAGGACCAUGGCAGACUUCCCAGUGGAGCCUCAAAUGGCUGCGGUAUUACUCAGAAGUGGCCGGUUCCACUGCACUGAGGAGGCGCUGACCAUCAUAGCGAUGCUCUCGGUACCACAGUGCUUCUUGAGGCCCAAGGAAGCCCAGCAGGAGGCCGAUGCGGCUAAGCAGAAGUUCGUGCAUAUGGAUGGGGAUCAUCUCACGCUGAUGCAGGCAUACGACGCUUAUAUCGCCUAUAAAAUGCAGUGCAACGGCGUUGAGAGAGCGAUGUCGCAAUGGUGUUGGGAUAACUAUAUCAACUAUCGCACGAUGAAGUCAGCGGAAAACGUCCGGGCGCAGUUGAAGCGGCUGACGGACAGAGUCGGGUUGAAGGCCUUGAGCUUGGCUAGAAACCAUCCGGAUUUCACGAAUAAUAUCAGAAAGUGUAUCCUCUCUGGUUUUUUCAUGCAAGUGGCUCAUCUGCAGAAGGCUGGGGUUUACCUUACUACUCGAGAGCAUCAAGUUGUGAUGUUGCAUCCGUCUACCGUGAUUCAGCAUAAACCGGAGUGGGUACUCUACCAUGAGUUGGUCUUGACCGCUAAGAAUUAUAUAAGAACUGUUAUGACGAUUAAAGGGGAAUGGUUAUUAGAGUUGGCACCAGGGUACUAUAACAUCGAUGAGUUGCCCAACUCCGAGACCAAACGACAACUAGCGCGUAUAAGGAAGGGUAUGGAUAAAAAGAAGAUCACAGGAGCAGGGGGGUUGUAGUUGCU
Perkinsus marinus ATCC 50983 is the source of this 2214-nucleotide messenger RNA. Its product is annotated as ATP-dependent RNA helicase, putative. Gene Ontology annotation, cellular component: intracellular anatomical structure. Gene Ontology annotation, molecular function: RNA binding. The record is from RefSeq and is a predicted model, not a curated record. Bases 299 to 2209 code for a protein of 636 amino acids. The transcript has 15 exons. NCBI's taxonomy places the organism in Eukaryota, Perkinsozoa, Perkinsida, Perkinsidae.